GUAUAUAUCUUACUUUGCUUCCGGCCGUCUCGGGGACCCAAUUCCCCUCGAAACUUAGCUAGGCAUCAUCAUGUCAUCCUCCAGAACGCCUAUCGAGUUUGCACUUGGGGCGGAGAGCCGUCCUCACUCCCGCCAUGCAGGAACCGAUGCUAACGCAAGGGCGCAGCGGAAAUACUGCCACCAGUCAAGGCCAGAAGAGUGCAGGACUUUUCGGUUCCACCACCACAUCAUCUCAGCCCGCGACGACGGGAGGGCUCUUCGGCUCGACGUCGCAGCCCCAGUCAGGAGGAUUAUUCGGCACCGCUGCAACGACCUCACAAGCUCCUCAAACAGGCUCUCUUUUUGGGGCGAGUACACAAACAGGAACUUCUCAACCCCAAUCUACGGGCGGUCUGUUUGGAAACUUGAGUAAGCCUGCUACAUCGGGGACAACGGGCGGGAGCCUCUUCGGUGGUUUGACAGCUGCGUCAUCUCAACCUCAGCAGAGCGGAGGGUUAUUUGGAAGCGCAACGCAGACACAGGCAAAGCCGUCGUUAUUCGGUUCCACGACACAACAAACAACAACCACGCCUUCUUUGUUUGGCGCCACAACUACCCAGCCCACGACCACCCCCUCGCUCUUCGGGGCAUCACAGCAGAAUCAACCACAACAACAGCAGAGCUCCCUCUUCGGCGGCAUGUCAACACAGAAUGUAGGCACCCAGCCGGCACAAGGGGGAGGCGUACAGCUGGGUUGGGAUUCCGUCAAGGGCACCACGCGCUUCCACGAACUGCACCCGGACCUCCAAAAAAUCAUCCAAGAGCUUGACAACAAAAUACAAUCACAGAUGAGCGACGCGGGCCGUAUUCGCGAGAUCCUGCCGGGCCAGGGAGAUCUCGUAGCCACCCUCUCCCCAGACGUCGCAUACAUUGAGCAGCUCCUCGCAACUGUCGAACUAGGCAUCGACAACGACUCCAACGCUGUUUCCCGCCUGAAGGACCUCGUCGCGUCAGACGUCGAAGAGGCCACGCUCUGCUUCCGCGCCGCUACCAACCAGUCUCUCCCUUCUCAGUUCCACUAUCGCAACGCGGGACCUUCCGCUUCCAGACCCAGCCCAGCGGCCCCAGCUGCAGACGAAAACGACCCUUCCAAGCCGGUCGACCUGGUCAGUUACUUCUCCAAACGUGCCGAUAGCCUUGCAGCGACGCUCGAAGUCUAUCAGCGGCAGAUGCGCGAGAUUGAAACACAUCUCAGGACGAUGGAGGCGGGCACAGUGGAGAAGGCGCAACAGUUGGUCGGGAGUAGGAGUGGGGUUAGGGAUCAGAGGAGGGAGCUGGCAGAGGCCAUGCGGGCGAUCGAGGGCGCCAUUAUUGAACUGGCCGGAAGGGUCGGGAAGACGAGGGACGCGGUUGUGCAGAGGACGUUGGGGAGUGUCGGGGGUGGUGGGUUGUGA
This is a messenger RNA of Westerdykella ornata, 1433 nucleotides long. RefSeq lists its product as uncharacterized. Bases 135 to 1433 code for a protein of 432 amino acids. Gene Ontology annotation, biological process: nucleocytoplasmic transport. The transcript has 2 exons. Gene Ontology annotation, cellular component: nuclear pore. NCBI's taxonomy places the organism in Eukaryota, Fungi, Ascomycota, Dothideomycetes, Pleosporales, Sporormiaceae. The record is from RefSeq and is a predicted model, not a curated record. Gene Ontology annotation, molecular function: structural constituent of nuclear pore.